Drosophila ficusphila is the source of this 2167-nucleotide messenger RNA. RefSeq names its product protein-associating with the carboxyl-terminal domain of ezrin. The record is from RefSeq and is a predicted model, not a curated record. The transcript is spliced from 3 exons. The coding region runs from base 70 to 2112 and encodes 680 amino acids. Lineage: Eukaryota; Metazoa; Arthropoda; Insecta; Diptera; Drosophilidae.
AUGUGGCUCUAGGAAACAAGUUGCCAAAACCUGGUAUUACUGUAAAAAUUGUCGGAAGCAGAAAAAGAAAUGGGCAAUGAAGGCAGUAAAUUAAAAGGCCUAACCAUUGAAAAAAAUGCGGUCGAGAUAAAUGAUUUUUGGACCUUAUAUAACGCUGAGCUUCCCACAACAUUCAAUGACGAAUGUUGCACUAAACUGCUGUCGAUUUUUCAGAGCGAAGUCUGCGUCAAAGAUCAGCUCUGGUCGCUUGGAGUGGGCCCGACUGAAAGGGCAAUAAAGAACCUGAAGAUCUAUCGCCACCCACACAUUUUGAAAUAUGUAACUAGCUGGGAAAAGUCGGGAAGGAAUUACCUUGCAACGGAAAAAGUCGUGCCUCUGAACAAGGUAUUGGACUGUCAGACAGACUUAGAAAAAUGUCUUGGCCUGCGGACAAUCCUAUGCAGUCUUAUAUUUUUAACUGAGAAAGCACUUGCCAGGCACUUAAACAUAAGCACACAUAAUAUUUACGUGACGGACAGUGGUAAUUGGCGCCUAUCUGGCUUCGAGUACGUUUGGACAGCCACGGAAGUCAACAAACAGCUGAUUGACCUUGCUCGUACUUUUUUGGAUCCCAAUAUUUGCGAAGAGAAUUUCGAGCAAUAUUCCUUCGCCGUUCUGUGUGAGCACGUGUUGAGCAGAAGAAAAACCGACAGUGAUGAUGGGGAUGGCACUCCGCAUGUUCAUGAAUUUCGUGAGUACUGCGGCACGCAUCUGAAACACCAGAAUACAAAACUUAGGCCCAGACUUUCGGCCAUCUUGCUACAUCCCUAUUUCAAUCACGAAUUCAUACUUAUACACUCCUUUCUUUUCGAGUUGCCGCUGAAAUCGGUACAGGAGCGCCAACAUUUCUUUCGAAGUUUGAUUCAACGGCUGCGAAGUUUCGACGAGGAAGUUGUGGCCUCGCAGCUGGCAAGUGACCUGGUUUCUAGAAUGGUUCUACUAGAUUCUUCCGCGCAACAAUUUGUGAUUCCUUAUGUAUUUCGUACAAAAGCUAUAGAUAAAGCAACAUCGUUGUUUUCUCCGCAGAUCUACGUCCAAUACUUAAUGCCGCACAUACUCAAAAUGUUCCGUAUGCGAGAUGCACAGAUCCGUUUGAUACUAUUGGACUAUUUUGCGGACUAUGUGCGCCUCCUGGGCGACGAGCAACUGGAGAGUGAGAUCCUUCCGCACUUGCGUCUUGGUCUAAGCGACACUAAUGACGUUCUGGUUGCUAAAACCCUUAAAAGCAUGGCUGCUUUGGUUCACAUAUUGGGAGGUAGCAAAGUUCUAGGCGGGGAUCGUCGCCGUUUUUUUUCGGAUGGUCGGCCGCACGCAGCUGUCUCCACAGAGCGCCAAAAUUCAAAGGAUAUGCCCCGGUCAAUAACUCCCGUAAUGAACACUACAUCAUUUGAUGUCGAGGAAGAAUUUAUGGUCUCUGGUAGCCCAAUGCCAACAGAAAACAAUGUGGACCACCUCCCACGUCGCCUCAGUCCAGACGGAGGCGAAGACGAAAAGAAUGUACAAAAUUUGUAUGAAACGUCUCAAGACAUGGAUCCACAUAUCAGUCCUGAUAGCAACUUUAACAACCUUGGAGCAUGCCUUGAAAAUACUAUUACAAACAUAACUACAGAUAGGAUAUGGUCUGAUUGGGGGGAUACUACAGACGAACUCAAGAGCUCACACAGCCAAACGGACGAGUUGAAAGAUGAAACCGCACACGAUGAGCAAAUUGUAAUUCACGACUCUUGCCAUUCAGCUACCUUGAACACAAGUUUUUCAACAAGAAAGUUGCAUACGGAUCACAAGGGUAUUGACGAUCUUAACGGGCUGGACAUUCAAGUGCAAUCCGUGGUUCACAGCUCAAAGUUAAGCGAGUAUGACUUUUUCAAAGACAUGGAGCCCUACAUUGAAACUAAGAUCAGUAGCAGUGAACCAGCGGAAAUAAUAAGCAGCAGAUUGGCUGCGGCUACUCUUACUGGUAACAGCUACGAACUGGAUACGGAAGCAGAUAAAGGUUGGGGCCAUGACGAGCAGGAUGAGGAAGACAUUGUCUGGGGCAUGGAUACAGCGUUGUUUAAUUUAUGUGAAUCUUGAAGCUAUAGCGACAUUUAUUAAAAGAAUCUUACCAUUUUGUAUAUGUGAGGAAUUC